AACCAUUAUUUCACUUAGUCCUAGGAAUUAAAUUUGAGAUGUACCACACCUAAGUAGCCUUAAAGAUACACCACAUGGAUCCUUAUAUAUGACAUUUUCCUCAAUUCAUAUUCAUCUUAUUAAAGACACAUAACUUUUCCUUUAGUGUCAUCACUCACAACACAAUUCCUAACCCAAAAAAACAAAACUUGUCCUUCUUAACAACAUGUUUGAUUCUACUUCCUCUUACAUUGAUUUUCAAUCCUCACAAACCAAGAACAACACUCACAUGUUCACAUACUUACCACCAUUCAAAAAACCAAGAGUGGAAACUUCAAACAAGUACUUAGGAGGGUGUGAAUAUCAAAAAACAGAAAAAGUGAACUUCUCAAACUUUUCUAUACCUAAAGUGUUUCUCAAAUCAACUCAUCAAGGGAAAGAAUCAAAAGCCAUUGCUUCUACAAAAUUCCAACAACAAAAGCCUUUAACACAAUUGCUACCAACCAUUGAUGAACAUUCUGAAGUUUCUGAUAGCCAUAGUACUGCUUUUGGAAUUAGAGAGAAGAGAAAAGCUAGUGAUAUUGAAGGAUAUGAUGAACCAUCAUCUUCUUCUGCAUGUUCACUUGAAGCCUCAAAUGAUUCAAACUUUGGUUUCGGAAAUCAUGAGGACAAUUAUGACUCACCAUAUUUUAGUGAUGAUGAAGAAGAAACCUCAGAAAAUAUGUUGAAAGAGAAGCCAGCUCGUGAAGGAAAAAGAGUCAAGAGAAGCUACAAGAAUGCAAAAAGCCAUAAUUUAACUCAAAGGAAGAGAAGAGACAAAAUCAACGAGAAAAUUCAUACAUUGAAAAAGCUCAUACCAAAUUGCAAUAAGAUGGACAAGGCUUCAAUGCUUGAUGAUGCCAUUGAUUAUCUUAAAACCCUAAAGCUUCAGUUACAGAUUAUGACAAUGGGUAGAGGAAUUUGUAUGCCCAUUAAUCAUCUUAUGAUGUUACCAGCACAUCAUAUGAGUAUGAGUAUGAAUAUGAAUGCACAACAUUUAAUGGGGUUUAGGCCAGAAGUCCAGUUUCCUAUUCCACAAAUGAGUAAUGGUGUCACUGACCACAAUAAUAACAACAUCAGAGUUCAGAUGUUUGGUUUUUCCAACCAAUUACUACCACCACCGAUGUCAAUUCAUAAUGCACCUUUCACACUUCCUAUCAUCGGAAACUCUUCCACUGCAGCAAAUUCUUAUUGUGACCAGAAUCAACCUAGCAAGACAUGUGGCUAAUUCUGCACAGGCUCAAAAAUGCAUGGAACAAAGCAAUCAAGUUUUGGCAGCACAAGCUAUUGUUAGUUGAUACAAGGACGGGUCAAGAAUCGGUCGCCUUUAAUCAAACUAUCGCUCUCAUACCACAUCAGGAGAUCAUUACAUUGGUACAUUUGGUCUAGUAGCACCUGGUAUAAAACUUUUUACUCAGUUGACACUAGAUGACAAUAGACUGAUUAGGUUUGUUAAAGGCAAGUGUAAAGUUGGUUAACACCUUACAGAAAUGUAUCUGUUUAUGUAAUAACAGCUGUGGGUUUUGAAAAUUCUAAGUUCGAUUCUUGAAAUUGUGAAGAGAGAUAAGACAUACUAUGUUUUGUGCCAA
Messenger RNA from Vicia villosa (hairy vetch), 1607 nucleotides. RefSeq names its product transcription factor PIF3-like. The transcript has 5 exons. NCBI's taxonomy places the organism in Eukaryota, Viridiplantae, Streptophyta, Magnoliopsida, Fabales, Fabaceae. Gene Ontology annotation, biological process: regulation of DNA-templated transcription. Gene Ontology annotation, molecular function: protein dimerization activity; DNA-binding transcription factor activity. The coding region runs from base 206 to 1246 and encodes 346 amino acids. The record is from RefSeq and is a predicted model, not a curated record.